CCACACGUAGACCAGUAAUAAAAAAUAUUUCGCGGGCAUCACUACCACAGAGUAAAAAAGAAAUUAAAAAAAAAUUGUGACAAUACUAGUGUGAAGUGUUCCAACAAUGGGUUGUAAGUUAUCACAACUGGCUGCGUCGGAGUUCACAAACGACCCCCUGGCACGACCGCCGCCGACCGCCGACCCCAGGUCGCCCCUGUCUGCUAAGCAGCAGUACUGUAUGCUGGCCUCAUGGAAAGGAAUCUUUAGACAGAUUGAGAAAACCGGCAUCAUUUUAUUCGUCAAACUGUUCCAAGAGAACGAAGAGCUCCUGCAUUUGUUCGAGGAUUUCCGUCACCUGCAGACGGUAGAAGCGCAGGUGAGCUCGACGGAGCUGGCCGAGCACGCCACCAAGGUCAUGCACACGCUUGACGAGGGCAUCAAAGGCCUGGGAGAUAUGGACUCGUUCUUCGCCUACGUCCAACAUGUUGGCAGUACGCAUACGCAAGUCCCUGGCUUUGUGGCUGAUAAUUUUAUGAAAAUCGAAAAGCCAUUCUUAGAUGCAGCCAAGACAACACUAGGUGACAGAUACACACCAAACAUUGAGAACAUUUAUAAAAUUACUAUAAGAUUCAUCUUAGAAAACCUCGUGAAAGGUUUCGAAGAAGCCAAGAAAGAGAAAGAAAACGGAACAAGCCAUACUUGAAAUGUUAAUUUAAUUUAUCAUUUCAUUUGAAAAUGGAAACUUAAAUGCAA
Messenger RNA from Papilio machaon (common yellow swallowtail), 735 nucleotides. Its product is annotated as neuroglobin. The transcript is spliced from 4 exons. Gene Ontology annotation, molecular function: oxygen binding; heme binding. Lineage: Eukaryota; Metazoa; Arthropoda; Insecta; Lepidoptera; Papilionidae. The record is from RefSeq and is a predicted model, not a curated record. Bases 107 to 685 code for a protein of 192 amino acids.